UGUUUCAGUGAGAGCAGCUUCGGAUGGCAGCCGAGGAAGAAAGGGUAGACGUCACAUGAUGGAGAGAUGCAGCCAGCCAGCAGUAGCUGCCUCCCGACUAAUCACACAGCAUUAACAUAAACCAGCUAACUCCACGGGCUAACUUGGACAGCCAUCUGCCUUUCAUUUUCUUAUUCGCUCCGAAUUAAAAAGCCGCGAAGAGCAGACAGAGAUUUGACGAACGGUGCAAAACGAAGAACAACGUCACCGUCGCGCACGGUUACCUUAGCCUCUUCUUCCAUCCAGCUGGCAGCGUCAUUUGACAAAGCAGGGAAGCCCACGGUUGGAAACUCUACCUUGGCUAGCAGCGGGCUAGCCAGCUUGCUAGCUGCUAACAUUGCUAACUGUAGUUAGCUAGCUAGCGAGCUGUGAUAAGUUGCGUCAUGGAGGAGCUUGUAGUGGAAGUGAGAGGGACAAGUGGAGCCUUUUAUAAGGCUUUUGUGAAGGACGUCCACGAGGGAUCCGUCACUGUGGCAUUUGAAAACAAUUGGCAGCCGGAGCGUCAGAUCCCGUUCCAGGACGUUCGCUUCCCCCCUCCGACAGGCUUCAGCAAAGAGAUAAAUGAAAGCGAUGAAGUUGAGGUGUACUCCAGAGCGAAUGACAAGGAGCCGUGUGGAUGGUGGCUGGCCAAGGUUCGCAUGGUCAAAGGAGAGUUUUACGUGAUCGAGUACGCGGCGUGCGACGCCACGCUGAACGAGAUCGUAACGCUGGAGCGGUUACGGCCGGUCAACCCGAACAAGCCAGCCACCAAAAGCACCUUCAUCAAGAUCAGGCUGGAAGUCCCCGAAGACCUGCGACAGAUGUGCUCCAAGGAGUCGGCGCACAAAGACUUCAAGAAAGCUGUCGGCGCGUUCAGCAUCACCUACGACUCUGAGAAAAAGCAGCUGGUCAUCUUGUCGGUGAACGAGGUCACGACAAAGCGGGCCAACAUGAUGAGCGACAUGCACUUCAGGAGCCUCCGCACCAAACUGUCGCUCAUGAUGCGGAACGAGGAGGCCAGCAGGCAGCUGGAGGCCUUUGAGUCCUUCACAGAACAGUUUGGGUUUACACUGAGAUUAACCGACACAGGUGAAAUCUGCUUCCUAUAG
Molecule: messenger RNA, 1127 nt
Organism: Poecilia reticulata (guppy)
Lineage: Eukaryota; Metazoa; Chordata; Actinopteri; Cyprinodontiformes; Poeciliidae
Source: RefSeq, a predicted model, not a curated record